Messenger RNA from Megalops cyprinoides (Indo-Pacific tarpon), 8714 nucleotides. It is a transcript of the gene rps6ka5, whose product is annotated as ribosomal protein S6 kinase, polypeptide 5. The coding region runs from base 233 to 2638 and encodes 801 amino acids. The record is from RefSeq and is a predicted model, not a curated record. Lineage: Eukaryota; Metazoa; Chordata; Actinopteri; Elopiformes; Megalopidae. The transcript is spliced from 17 exons. Gene Ontology annotation, biological process: protein phosphorylation; regulation of DNA-templated transcription; intracellular signal transduction. Gene Ontology annotation, molecular function: ATP binding; protein serine/threonine kinase activity; magnesium ion binding.
GGUUGCACAAGGCACAGUUGUGGUGUAGUUGUAGUAGUAGAAGCUACGCGUCCCAACAGUGUGUUAUUAUUUGGGGCAAAUUGUGUCACACUUGGUUUGACUGUUUUACACUAGUUAGUUGGUCAAGACGUAGGUACAGUUUUACGCACGCCAUUCAGAGUAGUUCAUUUUUUAGUCUAAGUUGCAAGCGAUCUUGCUAACAGAAUUAGCAUUUUGGAGCACGUCGCUUUCGAUGCCAUCGUCGAUGGAAGGACCAACUAGCAAAGACGGUGACCUGUAUACGGUGAAGCAUGAGCUAAAAAACGCUAACCUCACGGGCCAUGUGGAGAGGGUGGGCAUUGAGAAUUUCGAGCUGCUCAAGGUACUUGGCACUGGAGCCUAUGGCAAGGUUUUCCUGGUGCGAAAGGUGAGCGGGCAUGAUGCAGGCAAGCUGUACGCCAUGAAGGUGCUGAAGAAGGCCACCAUUGUGCAGAAAGCCAAAACCGCAGAGCACACGCGCACCGAGCGGCAGGUCCUCGAGCACAUCCGCCAGUCACCUUUCCUUGUCACCCUGCACUACGCCUUCCAGACGGACACACAGCUGCACCUUAUCCUGGAUUAUGUGAACGGCGGGGAGCUCUUCACACACCUGGUGCAGAGGGUUCGCUUCAAGGAGCAGGAGGUGGCGCUGUACAGCGGAGAGAUCGUGCUGGCCCUGGAGCACCUUCACCAGCUGGGCAUUGUUUAUCGAGACCUGAAGCUGGAAAAUAUUUUGCUGGACUCAAAUGGUCACAUCGUUCUCACAGACUUUGGCCUCAGCAAGGAGUUUCAUGAGGUGGAAAGGGCCUACUCUGUCUGCGGCACCAUCGAGUACAUGGCUCCUGAGAUUGUGGAGGGGGGCACGACAGGUCAUGACAAGGCGGUGGACUGGUGGAGUCUGGGAGUGCUGAUGUACGAGCUGAUGACAGGUGGAUCACCUUUCACUGUAGACGGAGAUGAGAACUCUCACACAGACAUCUCCAAGAGAAUACUAAAGAAGGACCCCCCAUUCCCAAAGGACAUGAGUCCCCUGGCCAAAGACAUCAUCCAGCGCCUCUUGACCAAGGACCCCAAGAAGAGGCUGGGGUCUGGGCCCUCUGGGGCAGAAAGCGUGAAGGGACACCCAUUUUACCAGAAAAUUAACUGGGAGGACCUGGCAGCAAAGAAGGUUCCGGCACCAUUCAAGCCGGUGAUCCGGGAUGAGUUGGACGUCAGUAACUUUGCGGAGGAGUUCACAGAGAUGGAUCCCACAUACUCCCCGGCGGCUCUGCCCCAGAACUGUGACCGCAUCUUUCAGGGGUACUCCUUCAUGGCUCCCUCCAUCCUGUUCAAACGCAACGUGGUGAUGGACGACCCGUCUGAGCUGUGCGGAGGCUCCGAGCGGCCCGGUUCUGCAGCGGUGGCCCGCAGCGCCAUGAUGAAGGACUCCCCGUUUUACACUCACUAUGAGAUGGACCUGAAAGAGGCCGCUCUGGGGGAGGGGAGCUUCUCCAUCUGCAGGAGAUGUACCCACAAGAAGACGGGACAGCAGUAUGCCGUGAAGAUCGUCAGCAAGAGAAUGGAGUCUCAGACACAGAGGGAGAUCGCAGCGCUGAAGCUCUGCGACGGCCACCCCAACAUCGUCAAGUGUCACGAGAUUUUUCACGACCAGCUGCACACAUACCUGGUGCUGGAGCUCCUGCAGGGCGGGGAGCUGCUGGAGAGGAUCCGCCGGAAGAGGCACUUCAGCGAGACGGAGGCCAGCCGCAUCAUGCGCCGCCUGGUGUCCGCCGUCAGCCACAUGCACGACGUGGGAGUGGUGCACAGGGACCUCAAGCCGGAGAACCUGUUGUUCAUGGACGAGAGGGAGGACUCGGAGAUAAAGGUCAUCGACUUCGGUUUCGCGCGGCUAAAGCCGCCCGAUAACCAGCUGCUGAAGACGCCGUGCUUCACCCUGCAGUACGCCGCCCCAGAGAUCCUCAAAUACGACGGCUACGAUGAGUCGUGUGACCUCUGGAGCCUGGGGGUCAUCCUGUACACUAUGUUGUCAGGACAAGUGCCCUUCCAGUGUCAAGAGAAGAGUCUCACCCAUACCAGUGCCGAGGAGAUCAUGAAGAAGAUCAAACAUGGGGACUUUUCUUUUGAAGGAGAGGCCUGGAGGACUGUAUCCCAGCAGGCCAAGGACUUAAUACAAGAGCUGCUCACAGUCGACCCAGAGAAGAGGAUUAAGAUGUGUGGCCUCCGGUACAAUGCCUGGCUCCAGGAUGACAGCCAGCUGUCCUCCAAUCCCCUCAUGACCCCGGACAUCCUGGGCAAUUCCACCGCCUCUGUGCACACCUACGUCAAAGCCACCUUCAAUGCCUUUAACAAGUGUAAGAGGGAGGGCUUCCGGCUGCAGACAGUGGACAAGGCCCCGCUGGCGAAGAGGAGGAAGAUGAAGAAGACCAGCACUAGCACCGAGACGCGGAGCAGCUCCAGUGAGAGCUCACACUCGUCCUCCUCUUCCUCGCAGUCGCAGGAGAAGACACCCACCGGGGACCCACCCCAGCAGCCCGCCAGCACCCCCCUCACCCUCACCUCUGACGGCAGCAGCAACCCGCUCCAGGACCCGGCCCGGUCUGUGUUCCACUUCUCCGAGUGAGUCGGGAAGGCCCGGUCCGUUCCCAGCGAACCGCAGUCCGGGAGGGGGAGGGAGGGGGAAGAAAACCAGGACAAGACGCACAGACAUGACACACUCACACACAAACAACGAAGGCAGCUGGGGGGGGGGGGGGGGGGGGGGUGGACGCACUGUCACACACGCAUGAGGACCCCCGCGUCCAUACAAGCAUGCAUCUCUCCAACGUCGCUAGCAAUAGACGGACCAACUCGUCAGACCCAAUGCAUGACCGUUCAGACCGCCACCAUGUCGAAAUCCAAGGGCUGUGGACGUAUUUCUCUCGGCUGGGCGGUGGAGUGGAAGAGUAUCCGCUCACCUGUGAUUACGAGUCUCACAGAAUGCACUGAGGCUUCAACUACAACACUGCAGAUUGUCGCAGCUACUGUAGAUGCGUCUACAACCCAAACAAAAGAGUAUUUAAGAUGUGUACAUUAGUGAUAAAUAUAUAUAAAAUGUGAUCCUGAGAUGUAUGGUUUGUAUGUUUUAACUUAUUCAUAUCGUAAGUGUCAGAAAGUGAAACAGAUGUUCUUUCAGUUCCUAGUUCAUGCCAUUUCCACUGCUGGUCACAAAUUGACAGGAUUUCUCAACUUCAGAUACUGUAAAGUCCCACUUUAUUCCAACGUGUGUUUUGUGAAGUGGUUUCUUCGGGGAUUGAAACCUCAACAUUGAAAAUAAUUGUGACGUAGAAAUUCAUGUUUUCAGUCUAUGUGGGUGUUGUACAUUGCAUUGUGUUGCAUAACUGAACCUCAGAUGGAAAAGCAGUUUUUCCAAUGCUUUUUCCUGCCAGGAUACACACGGUGCACAGGUAUUGACUAAGCGUGGAGCAUUACCUGGGCGCAAGUUCGCAGCUCUUUCUCCUGUGUGAGGUCCGAAGUUUGUCCAUUGUCUGAGAAUUGACUAUGGAAACCACAGGUGUUGUUCAUAUGUGACCAGCCAAACAGUGUCAUCGUCUGACUCACGUAAAGGUGCUUUUUAAUGAAAAUAAUAAUAAACAUUUAGAAAAAGGGGAUGCAGAUUUAGUGUUUGUAAGUGGUGUGCUUGAAGAAGCACAGGUUGUAGUGACUCCUAUCAGAUCUAUUAGGUGAAGGACAUUUGAAAACAGUUCUCAUUUGGAAAGGUUAUCAGAUGUGCAGCCCAGCUAACUACUGUUGGUUUCUCUGAUAUGCGGUGGGGUUGGCAGCACAGUAAGCCAGGUUUCAUAACUUCAAAGCUUUGACGUUCUUGUCUGUAGAUCUUUAGAUCUUGAGGCUGCAGUUUUUGGGAAGGGCUAUUGCAUGCCCAAUGCCAAGGUCUGUAUCAAGUCUAACUUCCAGAUUCACUGAGAACCAAUAAGGGACUGUCUGGUGAAAGUGGUGAUGGGCACAAAUAUCAAAUUAACAGAGAAGUAGCACAGCAAUAACUCCUUGGUAUCUCCCUGUGCUUGAGGACACCCAUGGUUCCCCUGUCUGAGACUAAGGACUGUCCUGAGGCAGAAGAAAUUGUGCUCUUUUUGAGAGUUGGUCUGGUUUCAGUUUCAUUCUUGGUGUGGGCAUGGAGUCAUUUGACUGCUGUCAGAGGUUUUCCAUUAAAGUUUCCCUGUAAGAGCUGAAAUGUUGGGAGGUUUCUGGAGAAAAUCUAGAUCUGUACAUUGGAAAAGUGCUAUUGUGCCACCUGGCCAGGCAUUUUUCACAGCCUCCAAGUGGAGGUCAUGGCUUUUUUACCACUUUUCACCACUACCUGUGGGCAUAAGGAUUUGCACGGGAAGGUGUGUGUUUCUAUGCAAAAUCUAAUGGGAAUAUCAGUUAAACUGUCAUCAGUCUGAAGCUUUGCACGGCUAUAUGAGUUGUGUGAAGUGUCCGAUUGGUAGCAUUCAGUCCUUGUAAGUGUUAAUUUGUGUUUAAUGUAUAUGUAAUAUCAAGUUGUGUAAAUGCUUCUUAGUACAAAGUUCAAAACAGUGGAUCCGACACAAUAAAGGCCCUUGUUCAAGGCCGGUUGAAUUAUUGUGAGCAUCGGUUGGCUUUUUGCUCUUUCUGAAUUCUAGGCUGUAGUUAGAGCACAGUGGUACAGCUCAGAAAUGCUGUUCUCAGAAAGCGCACCUUGCAUUGAAAUCGUAUACGCUUCUUAUCCACCUCUUGCAGAUUCACUGUAGGUGUGCUUUUGCAGAUUUCUCAGAUUUGUGAUUUUGGUUUCGUUACCUCAUGACCUGAGGAAUCUUAACAGAGAAGGGAUGUGAGCAGUUUAACUGCACCAAAUAGGAGGGGCUAUUGGGAAAAGAGCUUCCCGCAUGUAUUAGCCUUGAUUUGUAUCUGUAUUAGCUGAUUUUAGAUGGGAGGCACUUCAGCGGGAAGAAAGGAAACUCAUUUCCUUUUGUUUCCAGAGGGAAGGGGAUGGAGGGCUGCUGUAACGGGGCAUGCGGCUGCUUCCCUGAUAUCCGACCUCAGCCUCAGACAGGCCACCUGCCAAAGGCCUAAUUACACCCCCAGGCCCAGCUCAGACAUGAUCCGGAACAUUCUAGCUACAUUUGCGUCCACACUUCACGGUUCACAACCGCGUUCAGCGACCUCUUGGUGUUCGAAUCACCUUCCAUACAAUUACGCUCAGCAAACAGCACAGUCCAGCAAACUUGAGUGGACUUGAAUUCAUUGUCAUUGAAUUUGCAUCAGUUUAUGUUAGUGAGUUGCUUAUAAAGAUCUUUAUUUUUUUAAAGAAGUAAACCCUUGACAGUUUUUCACAUUUCACAUGUUAACAGUCCCUACAUUUAUAGGGACCAUUUAUAGGAGAAAUACAAUCAUUGCUGUUUACCAACUGAAUCAAACCAUGUAACAGAGGGGUAUGGUGCUGAAAGUAUUGGAUGCUAGCUGGCGAGCCUAAGUUUUCCUAUGCCAUGUUUAACAGUAUUUGUUUACAUAAACCUCCUGUGUCAUUUUGGACCAUUGUGGGGUGCAGUUCUCGAAUACAGCACAGUAGAGCUGGGACUGCAGUGAGGCCGAAGUCUGGAUUUCUGAACACGGUUGUUGAACUGUUGUGAAGUGUGGGCAGGGCUCAAGAUUGGAGAUUGUGGGAGCGAUUGAUCCUUCCGAAAAAAAAAGAAAGAAACACAAAUGCCUGACUUAUGACUGUUAUGUGUCCAGAUGUUUUCAAGCUUUCUGAUUUCCUCUGCUUGCAUCGUGAUAUGUUGCUUUGUACAACAGCUGGCUUGGUUUCUCUUGAUACCUACUUGAUACCUAUGGUAUUGGAUUUCCCAAGUUUCUGUGUGCUUGUGUGUGUGGAUAGCGGCACCGGUUUGGACACAACAGAUCACGCUGAUGACAAUCACAAUCAUUGUGUUUUUUACACAUUGCAAAGCACUGUGAAGUGUCAUUCCCUUCACGAGCACAGGGGCUUUGGCUUUGGUUUUGGAAUUAUUUUACAGGUGAGGAAAAGAAGCAGCUAUCUUCCUCACUCAUUCCUCACUGCUUCUUUUCAAUGUUAAACGUGCAAAGGAAAAUGUCUUUCUUUUAAGAUGUUUGGAUAAACUGUAAUCCAAUGAGCAGUCCUAUGCAUACGCGGUAAACACAGUGUGUGUUCUGUAUAUGAGGAGGAAAGGCAGGAGCGGGGGACAGCGUCCUCUUUCCUCAUCAAAGGAAUGCAGUUUCUUACCUGGGUGGUGGAUGUUCCUCCAUACCCAGCACAGCAGUGCAUUUCUAAAGCGGCAGAGGGCCUGCUUGAUUUUUACAUUCACAUUUCAACUGGAAAUAAGGUGCGUUGCCCUCCACCAGAGGGCUGUGUUUGCUAUAGUGACAGUGCCACGUGGCCUGACAUUUCGGUAGCAGGAGCCACUCAAGGCUGGUGUCACUGGGCUGUGUGAUCAGCAGGCCUGUGAAAAUGGAACCGAUGCUGACAUGUACUGUAAUAUGUACCCUAAUACAGUCCUGUGUUCUCUCUGCAGACAGAGGUGGGCUUCAGGCUGUUAGAAUUUUCACAUCUUUCACAUCUUUUAAUUACAUGAAAUCUCCCAAAAGUGGCUGGAGAUUUUAAAUGAGAAUCUAUUUGUCUGUGCUGCUUUUUAUCAAGGAUGCAGACCGUGUUUUUAGGCAGGCAAGAGAGAUUAUUGGUCCUAGUUCUGCUUGCGGUUAGCCAUUUAUUUUGGGUUGCCGUAAAGAACUUGUGUAAAAUAUUGGCUUGUUAAACCUGUGUAGUAGUUGGAUUCACAUUAGCUGUUUGUCUUGCUGUCUUUACUCUAUGAAUAAAUCAAAGAUAUUUCUGCAUUUUUUUAAGAAGAAAAUACUUUAAAGGCACCUGUCUGCCUGUAAAAAGCAUGAGUAGCCUGGGAUUAUGAUGAUGGUAAUCCGUUCCAGAGUUGGGUCAGGCUCCAUCUCAUCUCCCUGCGAUGGUUCUGGAGUCAACUGGCUGUGUCUAUAGAGCAGCUCCAGGUGGCUGUUCUCAGAUCACACUCAGCUGUCACUCAGCCUAGGUUUGCAGGGGGCGGGGGAGUUGCUCAAGGUCAGUUGGUUCAGGAAGGGCCAAGGAACUAAUGUUCAUAAUUUAAAUGAACUUAAGUUUUAUAAGAAAGUAUUUUGAAGUAUUUCGUAAGGAAAAAAAGGUAAAAUACUAAGCCCACGUGCACUUAAGCACUUCUUAUUUUGGGGGAAAGUAUUUGGAAAAUAGUGCUGUUGUCUUUAUCAGGACUGAAUCUCAUGGCUUUCCACAGUUUGAUCAUGUGGAAGGCGCUGUAUCUUUGUGUACCAGUUGAUUGCUCCCUUGUGAAUUCCACUCUGUAGUUGUUUUUUAUACGCUGUUUGUGUGUUUUUAAGAGGGGUGUUCCUUCCUAGGUCCCUCUGAGCUGUCAUUCUGGCCACAGCUGUGGAGGACGUGUGUAUGUUGGUCCUCUUUGGGAAUACUUUUGGAGCUAGCAGUGUUGCGUAUUCAGAGACUGUUUUCAAAGAGAGAUUGUUUUCUUUUCAAUUUGCCAAAGGGAAAAGUCGCCGCUGUAAUGGCAGCUCCGUUGGAACCAAUUAAUGAAAAAUCUACCUUUGCAACAGGAAAACGUCUGGUUUUGUUUUCAGACUUUCUGCUGAAAUAUGUAUAAAGCUUGCAGUAAUUCUUACUCCUUGUAAUGCAGUUGAAAAAGGGAAUAAGGCUCUAUUCUUCUGUGACUGUGCUUUGGUAGGAACCGUAGUUUUGGUGCUUUGCGCUUUAUAUCUACUAAAAGACGUGUGCCAUUUCACUUAUGUCCAACAUAAACAAUCACUGUAGUUUGGCUGUGACAGUUAUCUCUGGUCUAGAGACCCUGCUGCCCACUGGACUGUGGACCUGUGUCACUGUGAACAUCCAUCCUGUUCUGGUUUUACUCUGCAAUCCUGGAAUUGCAUUUUUAAGGUGAAGUCAUUCCCCUUUAAUGGGAAGGUUGGUUGAAGUGUAUUUUGAAACAAAUCAGCUUGCUCGUGAGUUCACCGGUGGAAAUCAACGAACCAUAUCGUGCUGAACCAUGUGUGGCAUGUAUGGCAUAGAGGGUCUCUCUUCUCAGCUGGGGAAUGCUAGUUAGAUAGAAGGGAAUUUAUUUCACUGUUUUUAAAAAUGGAGGAUCUCUUGUGAAUGAGCUGCUUUGUAAAAAGAGUGUCAUUGCAUGAUGAAGUCAGACCUUAAGUCUGUGAAAUGAUGUGAUGUCUUUUAGUGAUUCUUCCUUCUCAGGAGAACUCAGUGCUCGAUAGUAAAAGGCUGAGCUACAGGCAAACCAACUGUUGGAAAGAGAGAAAUAAAAUGGGUACUAGUGUUAAAUCUAAAGGACUUUGCCUUCCAGGGUUUUUUUGUGUUCUACAGGGCAUUUCCAAUGACAGCCAGCAGGGGGCAGCCUUUCAGUAUGUCUUUCCUUAGAUUUUAUUUGGAUUGGAUGAGGUCCAUGGGCCAGUUGCUCAGGCUUGCUUGUUCUUUUGGCCGUGGAGGAAAAGAGCCUCCAUCUUUUAGCUCAUCAGAGUGUCCUCACUGCAAAAUGUGCAAUUUCAUCCUUAUGCAGAGAAAAUACUCUUUAGAUAAGGGAUUUCAGAAUAGCAACAUAAUUAUAUUUUUUGUUAUCUAGCUGGUCUAGAAUGUAGACAUAUUA